Molecule: messenger RNA, 981 nt
Organism: Cylindrotheca closterium
Lineage: Eukaryota; Bacillariophyta; Bacillariophyceae; Bacillariales; Bacillariaceae
Source: the annotation of a GenBank genome assembly
AUGAAGGAUGCUGCCAAUGAAUUGCGGAAACUUGGUAUCUGUGCCUGCCAAACCAGAUGUACCAACCGUUCACAAAGGGAACUUGAUUCAUGUCCGAAAUGUCAACUACCCAAACAUGCAACAUGUGGCAUCAAAGUUCCUAAAGAUAAUGGGGAGAUUGUCUACUGGUGUUUCGAAUGCAAGGAGGGUCCAAGCUUGACACGCCCUUCUAGAGUGAGAAAGAAGAGAAUUAGAGGGCAAGAAGAAGCUGACCAGGAAGAGGGGAUAAAGGUCAAUAAGGCAAAGAAGAAACCUCAUCGUUUACACUAUAAACUCCCUGUAAAGCAAACUGAAGCUACCAGACAAGAUGAUUCCUCAGAAGAACAAUUGGAAGAAUCUUCCAAUGUCAAGAAGAUGCCUAACCAAUCAGCCAAGAAGACGCCAACUUCUCAAACUAAGAAGAAGUCAAAUGUCCCGCUGUAUGAACCUAGGUUGAUGUCAACUGAAGCAAGUGAGCCUGAUGAUGAAGAGGAUUCCUCAGAAGAAGAAAUAAAAAAUAGGUCCAGGGCCAGGUCUUAUCCUCCAAGACGUGUGCUUGCCACAUCUAGUGACACUAGUGAAGACAAUAGCCAAUCUAUUGACAAAAUUGAUGUCCAACGUAGUUAUAGAAAUAACAAAAGUGAAGAGGAAGGUCCACAGAGUGACACAAGUGACCAAAUUGAAGAGGAAGACCAACCCAAUUCUGCAGCUGGUAGUAAAUGCAAGAAUGAAAGUGAUGUGGUUUCUGGAAAGUACCAAUGUCGAGUAUGUGACCUGGCCAUGCAUCAAGAUUGUGGAGAUAAAUGCCCAUGUCCCGAUCCCAAAGGCAGAUGUGACGUUAGAUAUGGAAGCAUAUGCCUAAAGUGUUUGUCUAUGAAGUGUGCAGCUGAAGGUUUGUGCAAACGCCAGGGAUGGGUGUUGGACUUCCUUGUCAUUAGUCAUUUUCUAUUCUACCUUUAUUGA